Molecule: messenger RNA, 3757 nt
Organism: Stylophora pistillata
Lineage: Eukaryota; Metazoa; Cnidaria; Anthozoa; Scleractinia; Pocilloporidae
Product: polyprenol dehydrogenase
Source: RefSeq, a predicted model, not a curated record
UUAGAUCUUUACAAAACAUUACUAGUUACUUACUUAGAAAACAAUACUUUAGGAUCUAUUAUUAUCAGUCCAGACUUUUAAUAUUAGUUAUGGCAAGCGCAAUGAUUAUGAACUAUUUCAAUGGCACUAAAGUCCUCAUGAAGCAAGUUUUUUCUAAACACAAUUGUCUUGAAGUGAUUCCUAAUUUGGAUGGAAAGGUUGCCAUAGUAACUGGAGGGAACAAGGGUAUUGGUCUUGAAACCGUUAGAGGGCUUUGCAAGGCACAGAUGACAGUUAUUAUUGCUUGCAGAGAUACAGCAGAAGCUGAGAGAGCAAUCAGAAAACUAAAGGAAGAGUUGCCGCAAGCUGAAGUGGAAUACAUGGAACUUGAUCUGGGAAGUCUCACCUCGAUAUGGAAAUUUGUAACAAAUUUCAAGAAAAAAGGACUUCCUCUUCACAUUCUUGUGAACAAUGCAGGAAUAAUGAUCCCACCUUACGGCACAACCGAAGAUGGAUUUGAGCUUCAACUUGGAGUGAACCAUCUUGGACAUUUUGCUCUGACAAAUCUGCUUUUGGAUGACUUGAUCAGGUCUGGUUCAUCAGUUAGAUCCUCAAGGAUUGUCACAUUGUCUUCUGAGGCACACAUCCCAGGGACUAUAAACUUUGAUGAUCUCCAGAGCAUAUGUUAUUACUCACCCUAUUCAGGUUACAGUCAAAGCAAGCUAGCGAACAUUCUAUUCACUUAUGAACUUCAGAAGCGCUUGGAGGAGAGAAAGAGCCCUGUGACAGCUAAUGCAGUGCAUCCAGGAGUAGUCAACACUGAUUUGUUCCAGCAUAUUCCCUGGAUAAUGAGAAUGCCUCAGAAUAUAUUAGCUUAUUUUCUUUUCAAGACUCCUCAGCAAGGGGCAGACAACAGUAUUUACGUUGCCUUAUCUCCCGAAUUAGAAGGCAAGGGAGGUAGAUAUUUCGUCAACUGUCAGUCAACACAAUCUUCAGAUGAGUCAUACAGGGAAGAUGUUCAGAAGAGACUUUGGAAAGUGAGCUGUGAGCUUGCUGGCAUACCUAAAUGAGACAAUUAUCAGGGUAGCAAAAGCUUUUUAGUUUCACUAUGCGAAUGGGCGAUUUGUUUUUGUUUUGUUUGUUUUUCCGAAAAAUAACACCAAAACAUUACUUUGUUCCAGAAUGAGAUCAAACUAGGGCAAUAUACGUAUAUUUAUGAAUUAAUUACAAAAAAAAAUAUUCUUAGAGCAAGACAGUAAUCAUUGAGCUAGAAAUGUGUGGAUGGUAAAAUACUUGCGACAGCAGAGAAAUAUUACAAACACCAUUGUUAGUGGAAAAGCAAACCCUAUGUUGAAGCCGUAACACCACUUCACUUAUUAAAUAUACAUGUAUGGAACACCAGCUAGACACACCUGGUGUCAAACACAGCUGGUGUCAGACACAGCUGGUGUAAGACACAGCUGGUGUCAGACACAGCUGGUGUCAGACACAGCUGAUGUCAGGCAUAGCUGGUGUCAGACCCAGCUGAGGUCAGACACAGCUAAUGUCAGACAGCUAGUGUCAGACACAGCUGGUGUCAGACAUUGCUGGUGGCAGACACAGCCGGUGUUAGGGUAUAUUAACACUGGCCAGUCAAGUUUAUCGAAAUCUGAUUGGGACGAGUAAUGAGCUGACGAAAAGGAGAUGAUUAUCAGUCUUUCGGCAAACCGGUUCAUUGAAAUCCAAGAGUCACUGACAGUCACAAAUAGAAAUUUAUCCCAUUUUAUUAAUUGCUAACAGACGAAACCAUAAUGGUGAUAAUUGAAGGAGUUGUGGUUGUGGAUGGAUGGAAGGAUGGAUGGAAGGACGGACCGACGGACGGACGAACAUACGGAUUAAUGAAGGGAGUGAUUAUCUGCUUGACUUCAUUUAACUAAUUGAUCUAUUGAAUCAUUGAUUUUCUGUGUUUAAACAAUGAUCUCAAUUGUUUCCCGCCAAAAGGAUCGUUAGUUCUCAAAAACUAGACUAAAGUGUGAAAUCUUUAAUUUCGGUAUUUAUUUGGGAUGGGCAAUUUCAUCAGAACGUUACGGUUGCCAUUCUCUCUUUGCGUUUAUGCACUCCGUGUUUCAAUUACUCAAAUCGACAACAAUACAACACAAAACAAACGACAAUGAAAGAUUACUGGCUUUAAUAAGGAAGUCUUUCAGCGAUUUACCCUAGGUCAUUGUAAAAUAUUUUGGCAACGUUUUCCGUAGUCUGUUACAAGGAACUGGUGCUUCCAGUUGAUCAUAUUAAGGUAAUCCAUAAUUAGCAAAUCACAGCCCGGAUUUUACAGAUUUUGGUCGAGAAUUUAUUCAAAACAAACAGUUUAACCACAAUUUUGGAGAUUUUAUAAGCAUUUUCUUCUUUGAUCACUGCGUCUCCAGGAGUGAUGGAAAAACGAUUAAGUUGGAAUUAAAGAAAAUUAAUUACAGAUUUUCAUUCCAACCUCUUUGACUCGAAUAUACACCAUCUGGUUUAAGCAUUUUGGAAAACCUUUCGGAUAUAUUUUUGCAUAUUGCAAAACCAUCUGAAUGUGAUUUGGAUAGAAGAAAUGUUAUGUUUACAAAAUUCAAGUUUUAAUACGAGAAAUAUAAAGAAACUGUACAGAGCGUAAACGUGUGAAUCAAAUAUUGAAACCCGAAAGAUAAGCUUCUCGGACAUACUGAAAAUCGCUUUUUCCGAACAGCCUCGAAAGUAUUGUGUCUAUUCCGGCUCACGAACUUGGGUAAACACAGAUCAAGUUUCUUCCAUCUUCUCAACAUUGAACUUCGAUUGUCGUGGCACGUGAUUAUAACUCAGUUGGCCAGUAGUUUCCUGUUUUUCUCCAAAGUGCAGCUGUCGAAAUUCGCGUUUUUCGUCAAUAUACUUUGACCGAAAACUAAACUGUCCUGAAGUGCGGAUUUUGGAAAGACCGUGGGUUUAGUCAAAUUCUGCCCUAAACGUUUACUGAGUUUCUACGGAUGACGUACAUCCAGUGGUAUCGUCGACAUUUUCUUGCUUAAACGCUGAUUCUCUUCGAGUCUUGUAUUGCACGCCGCUUGUCAGAAAGUAUAUUUGUGGAAACAACACUCUCAAGAAGCUUCAAAGGAGGCGUAUUUUGAAAUCAAGUAAUUCUGGAAAAAAAAAACAAAAGUAGAAAACAAUAUGGAAAUAUCAAGAAGGUCAAACUAUUCCUGCCGAGUAGAUGCAUACUGAACCAUUGAGAUCCUCCCCGUCCACCCUGUCGAGAUGGCCACCGCAGAAACGGAGAAGAAAACGAAAGAGAUCCAAACAGGGACUAACAACACGAGUCAGAUACGAGGAACCGCCGUGGGCAAGUCAUAUCAAAGAGAAAGGUGAUGUGUUUUACAUCGAACCGUUCAACGAACCUUCUCCAAGCGACAUGUUGGACGCACUGGAACGAUUGAACGUUUCAGAGACCGAGACACAAGGAGAUAGAGAGAAAGACAAGAGCAAAUCAACGCUUCGGAGUUUAAGCUCGGUGAAGAAAAUCAUUCCAGGAUUGAAACGAGACAGAUUAGACGACAAGGGCAACAAUGAGAGGAACCUUAAAAACUCAAAUGCUGUAACUCGUGGGCCUGUAGAUGGUCUCUUAGAUGGAAGCAAAGUGGUUGGUAGAUUUUUCAAGAGAGAAGUCCAACUAAUUGUUUCCCCUCGUAAAGUCCAUUCUGGACUUAAAAAAGACUUGGAGACUCUACUUGGAAUUAUUCCUGGGAGAGAUAAAUCUGGCAAGAUGGCGCAAAAUGACAGUUACUCA